GACUGACAUGUCUACUUUAUGAGGGUAAGUCUCCCUGAAUUUUAAGUUCCGAAGAUCUCUGGACCCGAUCAUAUUGACCUUAUUCCAUGGGAUCAACUCAUCAUGGCCAAUUCCUCUUCUGUCACUGAGUUCCUACUGCUGGGCUUCUCCAGCCUUGGGGAAUUGCAGCUUGUCCUCUUCGUGGUCUUUCUCUGCCUCUAUUUGAUUAUCCUGAGUGGAAACAUCAUCAUCAUAUCAGUCAUUCACUUGGAUCACAGCCUCCACACACCCAUGUACUUCUUCCUAGGUAUUCUUUCUAUCUCUGAAAUCUUCUACACAAUCGUUAUCCUGCCCAAGAUGCUUAUCAACCUAUUCUCUGUACUCAGGACACUCUCUUUUGUGAGCUGUGCCACCCAGAUGUUCUUCUUCCUUGGUUUUGCUGUCACUAACUGCCUGCUUUUGGGAGUGAUGGGUUAUGACCGUUAUGCUGCCAUCUGCCAGCCUUUGCACUACGCUGUUCUCAUGAGCUGGAGAGUAUGUGGACAACUGGCAGCAACUUGUAUUAUUAGUGGCUUCCUAAUAUCUCUGGUGGGAACAACCUUGGUCUUUAGCCUCCCUUUCUGCGGCUCCAACAAGGUCAACCACUACUUUUGUGAUAUUUCACCAGUUAUCCGUCUUGCCUGUGCUGACAGCUACAUCAAUGAACUGGUCAUCUUCAUCUUUGGGGUCUUGGUGCUUGCUGUGCCCUUGAUAUUUAUCUGCAUUUCUUAUGGCUUCAUUGUCCGCACCAUCCUGAAGAUUCCAUCAGCUGAAGGCAAGCAAAAAGCCUUCUCCACCUGUGCUUCCCAUCUCAUUGUAGUCAUUGUCCAUUAUGGUUGUGCUUCCUUUGUCUACUUGCGACCCUCAGCCAAAUUUACAUCAGGCAAAGAUAGGCUGGUGACAGUGACCUAUACCAUCAUCACCCCGCUUUUAAAUCCCAUGGUAUACAGCCUCAGGAACAAAGAUGUACAGCUGGCUAUUCGGAAACUGAUUGGAAAGUCUGGGUUUUCUCUUAAGAGUUUAUAAUCAGAACACUUUCUAACGGUAUGGACACCAUUAGACCCAUUGUGUCACUAAUUAUGAAAGUUAUGAGAUGAUCUAGUCUAUUUAUCUACCUAACUGUGCAGCCUUGGAUGAGUUAUUUGACACUUGGGGCCUUAAUGUUCUAUGUAAAACAGAGAUAACAAUAUUUUCUUCCUGAAGACAUUGAAAUUAUAAAAUACCUGUCAAUAAAACAUAACUCUCCUCCUCUUUCUGUUCUUCCUCUGGAUGUAUAGUUUCAAAAUCUGAUUGCGCUCUUUGUUUAAGGUUAUGUCCAACUUAAAAUGAGGUGUCCAGGCCUGAAGGUGGCUUAGAUCAAGUGGUAUGACAUGGCAGGGAAAACCGUACCAUACUGGCAAUUAGAUGAUUUAAAACUGGACACUGAUUAGGUCAUGAUGAAAACUUUGACUCUUCUCUGAAUAUAAAUUCUAAUAUAUGGAGAGUAGAGAUAAUGUAAUUUUCCUGUUCUAUUUCAUGGGGGUUUUAUUUGUAUCUUGUAAAUAGUAUAAAAGAAGUACAAAAUGUGAAAAUACAUACAAUGUAGAAUUCAUAUCAAAUAAGCUUUGCAUAACUGACAGGAUUUUAUUUCUUUCAAAUUCUUCAAAACAGGCAUUUUGGGAUGGCUUUUCUAACCGUUCCUUUGAAUCACUUCUUACAUAACGUAGGAGUUACACUAUGUAACAUAGAAGUUAUGCUAUGUAAUGGAAAGGAAAAGAAUAUUCAACCACCCUGUCCCAUCUCAGGCUAAAGGUAUCUACAUGGCUUUCCAGACUGAAUUUAUUAUGAAGAGGAAGCUACCAAGUUUCACAUUUUUUUUUUUAAUUGAGACAGAGUUUCGCUCUUCUUACCCAGGCUGGCGUGCAAUGGCGCGAUCUCGGCUCACCGCAACCUCCGCCUCCUGGGUUCAGGCAAUUCUCCUGCCUCAGCCUCCUGAGUAGCUGGGAUUACAGGCACGCGCUACCAUGCCCAGCUAAUUUUUUGUAAUUUUUAGUAGAGACGGGGUUUCACCAUGUUGACCAGGAUGGUCUCGAUCACUUGACCUCG
Messenger RNA from Callithrix jacchus (white-tufted-ear marmoset), 2103 nucleotides. RefSeq names its product olfactory receptor 10R2-like. The record is from RefSeq and is a predicted model, not a curated record. Gene Ontology annotation, molecular function: olfactory receptor activity; G protein-coupled receptor activity. Gene Ontology annotation, biological process: G protein-coupled receptor signaling pathway. Lineage: Eukaryota; Metazoa; Chordata; Mammalia; Primates; Cebidae. Gene Ontology annotation, cellular component: membrane.